Lodderomyces oxycetoniae is the source of this 1809-nucleotide messenger RNA. Its product is annotated as ubiquitin-conjugating protein. The coding region runs from base 1 to 1809 and encodes 602 amino acids. The record is from RefSeq and is a predicted model, not a curated record. Gene Ontology annotation, biological process: ubiquitin-dependent protein catabolic process; protein K48-linked ubiquitination. The transcript has a single exon. Lineage: Eukaryota; Fungi; Ascomycota; Pichiomycetes; Serinales; Debaryomycetaceae. Gene Ontology annotation, cellular component: ubiquitin ligase complex; cell division site; cytosol. Gene Ontology annotation, molecular function: ubiquitin protein ligase activity; protein binding.
AUGCCAGAUUGUCCCUCGGUUGUUUCGAGAGAUCAUAUACCACAGUUUCAAAGCAGAAUGCUAAUCACUAAAUCAAAUGCUUCUAAUAUACAUUCUUCAGCUAGUUCAAGUAGUUCUUCCUCGCCUGUUACCACAUCAACAGACACCAAUUUUUUAUCACCAAAUAUAGGUGAUAAUAUUAGUCGCAUGGCACAGCAGCACCCACAAUCACAACAGCACCGUCCACCACCAAUAGCGGCGGCUGGUGCUACUGGUAGUAGCAAUGGUGGUAGUGCUGCUGCUGCUGCUGCUGCUGCUACUGCUACUACUACCACUACUACUACCACUACUGCCGCUGCCUCCUCCGCCGCUCCUGCCCCCGUUGCAUCGUCGUCAUUUUCCUCAAACAAUCCCUUCAGUCAGCCUGCUUCUCCGCAUCAAGCAUUUAGUCUUAAUAAUUCAAGCUCGACUGGUAGAAAAGCAUCAUUUGGAUUACAUUUUCUUAGUAAUUUUAGUAUGCGAUCACAAUCCGAUACAGCAACACCCGUAUUGGCACAACCACCACCACCACCACAACAACAACAUCAACAACAACAACUUUUGCAACAACCGGUACACCUUCAAGAUCAAACAGCACAACAAGAUUUCUCAUUUUUACCUCCUCAACAUCGAUAUAUUCAAUCAAUGCAACAACCGUUGAUGUCCAAUAGCCCCACUAUUGGUAAUAUAAAUAGCUAUGCUGAAGACAAUAUCAAUGACACGACAUCUACUCCAUUCUAUGAAACUCACGAGAGUCUUCAACAAGGAGAACCAGAUCAAACUUUAGAUACUGUUCCAGCUAAUCUGCAGCACCAAGAGCCAUUAUCUACUCAAUCAGCAUCUAUUUUACAAGAAGAUAAUAUGAUUGAUUUUGAGUCUAAUUCAGAGUAUGUUUCACUUUUGCAUCCACCGCAAGAAGCUACGGCAGCUGCCACAGCGACUGCAACUGCAACGGCAGCGGCAGCGGCAACAACAACAACUAUAACGACAACUGCAUCAUCAUCAGCCGAGGCGGAGAAAAUGAAUAAUGGUAGAGAUAAAGACGGAUUUUUUUCCGUUCGUUUGACACCUUUGAUUGACCAUUCUUCUUCUUCUUCCGGUUUAUACUUUUCACCCGUCAUUCGUAAAGUUAAACCCAAGGGAAGUUUGAGUAUAGGUCGAUAUACUGAGAAGAACAAAGCGGCAGCUCAUGCAGCUCAGGGCUCCUCAGCACCGAUUGUAUUCAAAUCAAAAGUUGUCUCGCGUACCCAUGCCUUACUAGAUUGCAAUGAAGAAGGACAAUGGUUUCUUAAGGAUUGCAAGAGUUCACUGGGAACUUUUUUAAACCAUAUUAGAUUAUCCCCAGCGUCACAAGAAUCUACAUUGAUGCCAGUUAUAGAUGGCGAUAUUAUACAAUUGGGUAUGGAUUAUAGAGGCGGCACUGAAGAAGUUUACCGUUGCGUUAAAAUGAGAUGUGAGUUCAACAAGAGUUGGCAGAGAAAAGUGAAUCAAUUUAAUUUAGAAAUUCAUAAAAAGUUCAAGAAUUUGAAUCUUCAAGGAGACGAGUCGACAGACACGUCCAAUGUUAAUAUGAAGGGCUCUGGGGGUAAUGGAAGCAUGGAUGCAUCUAAUAGUGAGUGUGCCAUUUGUUUAAUGCAGGUUGAACCAUGUCAAGCAUUGUUUAUAAGUCCAUGUUCCCAUUCCUGGCAUUAUAAAUGUAUUAGACCAAUUAUUAUCAAGAGCUAUCCUCAGUUUUAUUGUCCCAAUUGUCGAACAAUGUGUGACUUGGAAACAGAUAUAGAAGAUGAUUGA